CUGAUAUCUUGAAGCUCGGAGAGGGUUGAAACAGAGAUGGCUUCACCACAGCCACAGGACAAUUUAUAUUCUUCCAGGUUGUUCAGAUCAUUAGGAAGAAAGUGUCGGUCAGAGUGGUGAGGUGGUAGAAAGAGAAGUGAAGCUCCCCAUCGGCUGCAGGAGAAUGGAGCCCAUUGGCCUCUGGCUGCAUCCGUCUUUGCUUGAGCAGGGGUUGAAUAGUGGGACGGUAGCUUGGGGACGCCGCUGGUGCGUCACGCCUUCAAUUCGGAUUUGCUGGCCGUGGCACUGGGCAACCCCACUUUCCUUACCCUUUCGGUAGCUGCCACAGCACACCCUCCCCCCUCGAAGCCACCCAAAAGCACUGUGCCAUCACCCUGGAGCAUCCUUCCUGUUCCUUUCCGCUGUCUCUUCCAGCAGGUUGUCUGUCUCUUGUCUCGCUUCAUCGUCAUCAACGACCUCCGGGUUCCCGUCUUCCCAAUCGUACCCUCCUUGCCCCGACCUCCCCUCUACCUCUCUCUCUUCCCCCGUCCCCUCUUCAGGCUUCGCUCGAACAGCUAUCGCAGCUCUCACACACCAAGCCCUCUCUACCUCUCCCACUCCCACACUCCCUCCCCCAAAGCUCGACGCAUUUUUCAAUCUUUCAUUAACCCAUUUGGACUCGAAAUUCAAAAAACUGUUUCUGCCUCUGCCAACCGCAGCGUCCGUGGGCGACAUCUCCACAUUCACAAACCAAACCCCCAAAAAGAACAGCGCACAGCUCAGCAACAGCAACAACAACGCAACGCAGCAACGCAACAAACCAAAACGACACGACGACACCCGACCAUUAUCGACUACUCCUGUCUGCAUCCGCCUCCCGCUGUCCGUUUGCUUAUAUCGCACCAACAUACACUUGCACCGCACUCGACGUGCAUCCAUACCUUGUCCGUCUGUCCACUGUCUGCCCACCAUCCACACGCACCUCAGCCCCUGAGUAGUCGCAAUGGAUCAACAGCAGCAGCAGCAGCAGCAAUCACAGCAACCCCAGGCCCAGCCUGGAGGUGUGCCUGGCCCUACCGGCCGCCGUCUGCAUAUCGCCCAUCGCCGUAGCCCUUCGGAGUUGACCCCGUUGAUGAGCAUGUAUGCGAAUCCCGGCAUGGAACAACUGGCCAUUGCGCAGCAAAUCGAGCUGCUGCAACAGCAGCAGCAGCAGCUCCAAGCUACUUAUCAGCACAUGGGCAUGUUGCAGAACGCUCAGGCUCUGGGCCAAGGCGGCUUCAACCCUCUCCAGCAGGCCAUGCCCAACCUUUCGCCGCAGACCGGCUUCCAAUUCCCGAACCAGCUUCAACAGCAAAAUGUGUCCUUGGCCCCUCCCACACAGCCACUCUCACAUCGCCGUAAUCAGUCGGCUAUUCCCAACAUGGGUAUGGGGGGCCCCCCUCCCGCCCCUUCCGCUGGAGCCUCGGGAUCUGCCUUUGGCAACUUUGAAAACCUCCAACCCGCCCAGAGAGGAGAAAACGCUGGCGGCCGUGGUGGUAGAGGUGGCGGCGCCGGGGGUGGUCAUCAGAGACGUCACUCCCUAGCCCUCGCUGACGCCAAGAAGGCCGCCGAAAUCGCCCAGCAGAAGCGCACCACCUCCGGCUUCCAGUUCCCCGCCCCUGGUGCUUCGGGCUCUGCUGAAAAGACAGAAACCGACGCAAAGGGUGCUAGUGCCGCCCCGGCGCCCGCUCCGGUUGCUGCCCCAGCCGACAGCCAGAUCGCACAAGGUUCCUCCUUCCGUGGCGGUCGCGGCGGCGGUCAUGGCCGCAGCCAGAGCAUGGCUGUCGGCGCCGGUGGUCGUGGAGGACGUGGUGGUGGUAUGAACUUUUCUGGCGACGACCUCCAACGCCGCGGUGGUGGUGCUGGUGGAGGUCACGCCCGCACUGGAUCUCGGAACUUUGAUGGCAACUGGCGCAACCAGAGCCAGAACCAAAAUCAGGGCCAGGACCAGUCUGCCGGCGCCGGUCAGAACCAGGUGUUCCAGCCGGGCCAUCGCAGCCGCGGGUCCAUCAACCACCAGUCCAUCUCUGGUCUAGGCGCUUUCCAGUAUGCUGGCCAGCCUCAGUUGAUGCAGCUCCCUGGGCAGAUGAUGGUCCCCGGCAUGUUCCCUGGUCAACAGCUCAACCCUAUGCAGCUCAACCAGUUGCAGGCUCUCCAGAUUGCUCAGAUGAGCGGCCAGCACAUGGCUGGUCUUGGCGCCAGCCAACACGCUCCUCAAAUGGCUGCCCAGCAGCCCCAACAGCAACAGCGCAAGACGCUUUUCACUCCUUACCUCCCCCAGGCUACCCUUCCUGCUCUCCUCGGCGACGGGCAGCUGGUUUCGGGUAUCCUCCGGGUCAACAAGAAGAACCGUAGUGACGCUUAUGUGUCGACUCAAGAUGGUCUGCUCGAUGCCGAUAUCUUUAUUUGCGGCAGCAAGGAUCGCAACCGCGCUCUUGAGGGUGACCUGGUGGCUGUCGAGCUCCUUGAUGUCGACGAGGUGUGGUCUCAGAAGCGCGAGAAGGAGGAGAAGAAGAAGCGCAAGGAUAUCACCGACACUCGGUCUGGGUCCACCGCCGGAACAAACCAGGGCAGCACUAAUGACGACAAUGGCGCCGAAGGUGGCCUCCGCCGCCGUGGCAGUUUGAGACAGCGCCCUACCCAAAAGAAGAAUGACGACGUUGAAGUGGAGGGUCAGAGCCUCCUUCUCGUCGAGGAGGAGGAGAUCAACGACGAGUCCAAGCCUCUUUAUGCCGGCCAUAUUGUUGCUGUCAUUGAGCGUGUUGCUGGUCAGAUGUUCUCCGGCACCCUGGGUCUCCUCCGUCCCAGCAGCCAGGCUACCAAGGAGAAGCAGGAGGCCGAGCGCGCCGCUCGUGAUGGGUCCAACUCUCGCCAUCACGACAACCGCGCUCAGGAGAAGCCCAAGAUUGUGUGGUUCAAGCCUACUGACAAGCGUGUUCCCUUGAUUGCCAUUCCCACUGAACAGGCUCCUCGUGACUUUGUUGAGAAGCACCAGGACUACGCCGACCAGAUCUUCGUUGCCUGCAUCAAGCGCUGGCCCAUCACCUCGCUCCAUCCUUUCGGUACUUUGGUCGAAAAGCUCGGAAAGAUGGGUGAUCUUAAGGUUGAAACGGAUGCUCUUUUGCGUGACAACAACUUCUCUUCGGAUGAGUUCUCCGAUGCUGUUCUGCGCAGUGUGAACCCUCCGGACUGGACUAUCGCAAAGGAAGAUGAGGCGGCCCUCGGCUCCCGCAGAGACUUCCGUGGCGAGAAGGUCUUCACCCUCGACCUCGAAAGCACUGCCGAGCUUGGAAACGGUGUCCACGUCAAGACACUGCCUGAUGGCAAGGUCGAGAUAGGUGUUCACGUUCCCGAUGUCACUCACUUCGUGAAGCCAGCUUCGCUCGUCGACAGAGAGGCCAAGAAGCGCGGCACCGCCGUUCAGCUCAUGAACCGUUUCUGCGCUCUUCUCCCACCCAGGCUGUCCGGCGAGUACUGUGCCCUGACUCCCGAGGAGGAUCGCUUGACCGUCAGCGUUGUCUUCCACGUCAACCCACACACUGGCGCUGUUGCCGAAGGCGACACCUGGAUUGGAAAGGGCAUUGUCAAGAGCGGCGGCAAGUUGUCGCUGUCUCAGAUUGACGAGGCUCUCUCUAACCAGGCCGGCUUCAGCCACCCCGUUGCUGGCGCUAAGGAUAUCCAGCUUCUCAGCCUCCUUGCCCAGAAGUUCCACGAGGCACGCCUCGGUGCUGGCGGUGAGCCUAUCGCCCCUCUUCGUCUGCUCCAGCAGCUUGACGAUGAGAACAUCCCGGUCAAGCACAAUGUCUUUGAUAGCAGCUUGGCCACCGAGCUCGUUGAAGAGCUCAUGCACAAGACCAACACCUACGUCGCUCAGCGCUUGGCCGCUGCUCUUCCCGAGAAGGCCCUUCUGCGCCGCCACGCCCCUCCCAACUCUCGCCGUCUGCAGACUUUUGUGGAGCGCAUGUCCGCUCUGGGCUAUGAGAUUGACUCGACCAGUAGCGGGUCUCUCCAGAACAGCCUGUUCAGAGUGGACGAUUCUGACAUCAGAAAGGGCAUGGAAACACUGCUCCUGAAGUCGAUGCAACGCGCCAAGUACUUUAUUGCUGGCAAGACUGCCCAGCACCUUUGGUCUCAUUAUGCUCUUAAUGUGCCGCUCUACACUCAUUUCACUGCCCCAACCCGGCGCUACGCCGACAUUUUGGUUCACCGUCAGCUUGAAGCUGUUCUUACCGAGACCGAGUACACCGAAGACUUGGAAAAUCUCAUCAAGACGGUCGAGUCUUGCAACACCAAGAAGGACUCUGCUCAGAAUGCUCAGGAGCAGAGCGUCCACAUCGAGGCCUGCCGUACCAUGGACAAGGUCCGCCAGGAGACCAACGGCGAUCUCAUCAGCGAGGGUAUCGUCGUCUGUGUCUACGAGUCGGCGUUUGAUGUGCUCAUCCCCGACUGGGGCUUCGAGAAGCGCGUCCACUGCGACCAGCUCCCUCUCAAGAAGGCCGAGUUCAGAAAGGAGAAGCGUGUUCUUGAGCUCUACUGGGAGAAGGGUGUCCCCAGCUCGGCUUACGUCCCCGAGGACGAGAGGCCCAGGGCUGGCGGUGCCUCGCAGAGGGUUUCCAACGCCGUGGCCGCUGCCCGCCAGGCCGAGGAGGCUGAACGUGUCAAGAAGGAGCGCGAGGAGGCUGCUCGCAAGCAGACCGAGACUGGCACCAUUGCGCCAGAGUCGGCCGAUGCUCUCUUUGACGAUGAUGAGGACAAUGCUUCUGACAUCACCGAGGCCAUGGCUGGUGCUUCUCUCGCCGAGCGCCCCACUCAGAGCGUGCCCGGCUCUCCUACUCGCUCUUCGUCGACUCUACACCGCACUCGGUCGGAUUCCAAGGUGCCGGUUACCGAGGCGCCCGAGACUCGCCUUACCAACAAGGAGAAGUAUCUCAAGCUUUUCAAGCUGAGAGAGGAGGGCGGGGAGUACAUCCAGGAUGUUACCGAGAUGACGCGCGUGCCGGUCAUUCUCAAGACGGAUCUCAGCAAGAGCCCACCGUGCUUGACUAUCCGCUCUCUUAACCCUUAUGCUUUGUAAUCUGUUAGCCAUUACAAUACUUGUUUUUUUUUGUAAUAUUGAUUGCAAUGCUACUACGGAGGUUAUGAAAUGGAGAUGAGGUCUGGUGGGAAGAUUAAGUGGAUAGUAUGUAAAGAAUUAUGGAAGAUGGAGAAGAGGAGAAGGAACAAUUUGGUCCGGUGUGGGGGGAUAUCAGUGCAAUGAGUUGUGAAGGGAAGAAGUUGAUGGGGGUGGUUUAGAGCCGAGGGACAUCAUUGCUGGAAAGCUGAGGAGGUAGGCUGGGAUGAAAAGGGGAGAUGGUAUGGAAAGGGAGUAGUAUUAGGAUGAUGGAAAGAGGGAGGGGGGGGCAAGCAUUGAGAUGAGCACAAGUAGG
This is a messenger RNA of Podospora bellae-mahoneyi, 5444 nucleotides long. It is a transcript of the gene SSD1, whose product is annotated as Translational repressor. Lineage: Eukaryota; Fungi; Ascomycota; Sordariomycetes; Sordariales; Podosporaceae. Gene Ontology annotation, molecular function: RNA binding; 3'-5'-RNA exonuclease activity. Gene Ontology annotation, biological process: mRNA catabolic process. The coding region runs from base 983 to 5092 and encodes 1369 amino acids. The transcript has 3 exons. The record is from RefSeq and is a predicted model, not a curated record. Gene Ontology annotation, cellular component: P-body.